CUAGGGAAAGAAAAAAUGCGUUUCCUGGGAAGAGGUGGGGGUACUUGGUCCCAGGUUUUUUUCCUGGACCUUCACAUCUUUACACAUGAGACCACCACCUUGCUGAAGCUAAGCAGGUCUGGGUCUGAUCAGUGUCUGGAUGGAAGAAGACCAUCUGUGAACCAAAUAUAUGCCGCCUUGGGUUCCUUGAUGAAAGAAAGAUGGGAACUGAGGCUGAGAGACAGUGACUCACCCAAGGCCACUCAGCUAAAGAAGAAGUUCCAGUCUAUUGAUAUUUCCGCAUCAGGUUAUGAACAUCUGCCUCCUGCAGCACAACAUGCAAUGCAGCCAACUGAACCAACGCCUGUCACUAACACAGCCAUCUCUGAAGAGGAGCAGAACAACACUGCCAACACCCAACGGCGCAAUCCGCGGAGGGGCGACCUGAAGAGAUAUUACACCAUCGAUACUGGCCAGAAGAAGACCCUAGACAAGAAAGAUGGGAGACGAAUGUCUUUUCAAAAGCCUAAAGGAACUAUAGAGUAUACAGUUGAAUUGAGAGAUUCUCUGAAUACCGUUGCCCUGAAGUUUGAUACAACACCUAAUGAAUUGGUCCAGUUAAACAAGCUAUUUUCCAGAGCUGUUGUUCCUGGACAGAUUUUAUAUGUUCCUGAUCCAGAAUAUAUUUCCAGUGUGGAGAGUUCUCCUUCACUUAGUCCUAUAAGUCCUUUAUCACCUACAUCUUCAGAAGCAGAGGCUGAGAAGACAGCUGUAAGUGAUUCUGAUGGGGUACACAGAAAAGAAGCAACAGCCACACCAGCAUACACAUGUGUUCGGCCUACAAGAGUGGUGUCUUCCACAUCAGAGGAGGAAGAAGCUUUCACAGAAAAAUUUCUCAAAAUUAAUUGCAAAUACAUAACUAAUGGCAAGGGAACAGUCAACGGUGUGCUGCUAGUGACGCCAAAUAAUAUAAUGUUUGAUCCACAUAAAAUGGAUCCAUUGGUUCAAGAGAACGGCUGUGAAGACUAUGGCAUCAUGUGUCCAAUGGAAGAAGUGAUGUCAGCUGCUAUGUAUAAAGAUAUUGUAGACGUCAAAGUAAAGGAUUCAUUACCCAUGGAUGUGGAUCAGUUGUCUGUAAAAGAUCUCUGCCAUUUCAAGAAAAUCACAAGAAGCAAUACUGAUGAAAUGGACUCAAAGAUGCGGGAUACAGGGAAUGAUAGUGCCAGCACCGCUCCAAGGAGCACAGAGGAAUCUCUUUCGGAAGAUGUGUUCACUGAAUCAGAACUCUCUCCAAUAAGGGAGGAGCUUGUUUCUUCUGAUGAGCUUCGACAAGACAAAUCUUCUGGAGCCUCAUUAGAAUCUGUCCAGACAGUAAAUCAGACUGGUGCAGAACAUAUACCUGUUUCAGACUCUGCUAAUGUUCUUGGUGAUGUAAACUCCAGUGUAGAACAGCCUUUGAAUGAUGACAGCAAGUCUGUUAGUGAUACUGUGGGUUCAGAAUCAGUAGACAGAGCACUAAAAGAAGUACAAGACACUGUAGAAGGAACUACUGCUGAUGCUCAAGAGACACCACAUAGCACAGAGCAGGAAUCUGUCAUGGAAAAUGUACCAGAAGGUGAGAAGUGUUUGCAUACUGAAGAAAAUGAUUCUAAAAGGGAAACCACAAAUAAGGGGAAACUUGUGAAAGAGUCAACUCAAGAUUCUGACACAGAUAUUGAUAUGCUAAGAAAACUUUGGAAGAGCCAUACUAUGCAACAAACCAAACAACAAAGGGAUAACAUGCAUCAAGAUGCUCAUAAGGAAAUGAAGCACAAAGUGGCAACAGCAGAUGGAACAAUAGAAGGUUCUCUAAUGAAGGAGAAGAGAAGACAUCGAUUACACAAGUUCUUAUGUCUCAGAGUUGGCAAGCCAAUGAGAAAAACAUUUGUAUCACAAGCAAGUGCCACAAUGCAGCAGUAUGCACAGCGAGAUAAGAAACACGAGUACUGGUUUGCUGUGCCACAGGAGAGGACUGAGCAUCUGUAUGCCUUUUUUGUUCAGUGGAGUCCAGAAAUAUAUACAGAAACUGGGGAAACAAGUAGAGAGCCUGGAUUUAUGGUAGUAAAAAAAAUUGAGUCUGAAGCUGGUGAAGAUUCCGUUAGAGAAGCAGCUGCUAAGGAGUGGGAGGUAGUGUCAGUGGCUGAGUAUCACCGCAGGAUCGAUGCUUUAAAUAGUGAAGAACUACGCACACUCUGCAGACGUCUCAAGAUCACUACAAGGGAAGAUACACAUUCAACACCAGGAACAGUCAAGACGGAACUGGAGCCUGAGGCAUUUCGUCCAAAUCUUAAUGAUCCCAGUGAAUUGCUACAACUGGAACAAAUUGAAAAGCUCACAAAACAUCUUCCACCACGAACUAUUGGGUAUCCAUGGACCCUUGUCUACAGUACUGCAAAGCAUGGCAUGAGCUUGAAGACCCUAUAUAGAACCAUGAUGGGGCUGGACACACCAGUACUAAUGGUUAUCAAAGACAGUGAUGGACAGAUCUUUGGUGCACUAGCUUCUGAACCUUUUAAAGUGAGUGAUGGUUUUUAUGGCACUGGAGAAACCUUUCUUUUUACUUUUUGUCCAGAGUUUGAGACCUUCAAGUGGACUGGAGACAACAUGUUCUUUAUAAAAGGUGACAUGGAUGCCCUAGCUUUUGGUGGUGGAGGGGGUGAAUUUGCUCUGUGGCUUGAUGGUGAUCUCUACCACGGAAGAAGUCAUUCUUGUAAAACAUUUGGGAAUUGCACUCUUUCUAAGAAAGAAGACUUCAUUAUUCAAGACAUUGAAAUUUGGGGCUUUGAAUAAAUGUAAACUGCUACUACAAAAGGUUGUCCCAAACCUGACAUUGAUCAAUGCAGCUGAAAAAGCCCUUGAAGCAAUAUAAUACAGCAAUGCCUUUCAAAAUUCAUUGCAUGGCCAUCUAAAUAUAUUUACAUAAAACAUUGUUUAAAUUCUUUUUAA
Rhineura floridana is the source of this 2964-nucleotide messenger RNA. RefSeq names its product oxidation resistance 1 (gene OXR1). Lineage: Eukaryota; Metazoa; Chordata; Lepidosauria; Squamata; Rhineuridae. The record is from RefSeq and is a predicted model, not a curated record. Gene Ontology annotation, biological process: response to oxidative stress. Bases 16 to 2808 code for a protein of 930 amino acids. Gene Ontology annotation, cellular component: nucleus. The transcript is spliced from 18 exons.